CAUCAGUGAGUCAGAAAAUCCCAGCUCAUCACAGAGUCCAGAAGGCCUGCAGACAUGCUGAAGUUUCUACUGCUGAGUGCUCUCAUAGCAGUGGUGCUUGCUGAGCAAAAUGUAAAGCCCCAAUACAUGAAAGCAUUGCAAGAUAAGGUUGUGGGGGGUAGUGAAGCCCAACCCCAUGCUUGGCCCUGGCAGGUCUCCCUUCAGUACCAGUAUUUGUACUUUUGGUACUACCACUUCUGUGGAGGUUCUCUGGUCAGGAGAGGCUGGGUGAUGACAGCUGCCCAAUGUGUGGACACAACAAAGACUUGGCGAGUGGUUCUUGGCGAUCACAACAUAUAUGUGAGUGAGGGCACAGAGCAGGCGAUCGCUGUGAGCAAUUUCUACGUACACCCCAACUGGAACCCCAACAGUCUCGCCAACGGGUAUGAUAUCGCUCUGCUCCGUCUGUCCUUUGAUGCCACCCUCAACUCCUACGUGCAGCUGGCUUCUCUGCCCUCAUUCGGUCAGAUCCUGCCCAACAACAACCCCUGCUACGUCACAGGCUGGGGCUACACCCAGAGUGGGGGUCAGCUGUCUGCCUCUUUGAAGCAGGCGUACCUGCCUCUGGUGGACUACAGCACCUGCUCCAGGAGUGACUGGUGGGGCAGCACUGUUAAGACCACUAUGGUCUGUGCAGGGGGCGGCAGUGACUCUGCCUGCCAGGGUGACGGCGGCGGUCCACUGAACUGUCAGGUCAAUGGACGCUACUACGUCCAUGGCGUGACCAGCUUUGUGUCCUCCCUCGGCUGCAACACACUGAGGAAACCCACCGUUUUCACCCGAGUCUCGGCGUACACCACCUGGAUGGAAGGAAUUAUGAAUCAGUAAAAGCAGAAAUUUAAGCGGUGUGAAGGACAGUCUACUGGAUAGGAUCUCAGCAUUCCAGAUAUGAGCCUUCCUUCUUAAAUUCAACUCCAUUGCAGACACGACGGAUCGACUAAAAGAAAAUAAAGUCUCUUGAUCACUCUGAA
This is a messenger RNA of Scleropages formosus (Asian bonytongue), 1010 nucleotides long. RefSeq names its product elastase-1-like. Gene Ontology annotation, biological process: proteolysis. The transcript is spliced from 8 exons. NCBI's taxonomy places the organism in Eukaryota, Metazoa, Chordata, Actinopteri, Osteoglossiformes, Osteoglossidae. Gene Ontology annotation, molecular function: serine-type endopeptidase activity. Bases 55 to 867 code for a protein of 270 amino acids. The record is from RefSeq and is a predicted model, not a curated record.